Molecule: messenger RNA, 4705 nt
Organism: Macrosteles quadrilineatus (aster leafhopper)
Lineage: Eukaryota; Metazoa; Arthropoda; Insecta; Hemiptera; Cicadellidae
Gene: NKCC
Product: bumetanide-sensitive sodium-(potassium)-chloride cotransporter
Exons: 19
Coding region: 577-3693 (1038 amino acids)
Biological process (GO): sodium ion transmembrane transport; chloride ion homeostasis; cell volume homeostasis
Cellular component (GO): membrane
Molecular function (GO): sodium:potassium:chloride symporter activity
Source: RefSeq, a predicted model, not a curated record
UACGACAGUGUAGUGAGAGGAUAUAUCAUCAGCCAGGUGUAGACACAUGGUGUGCUGGUCCCUGGAGUCAGUAUCAGUCAGUGAUAAGGCCGCCCCUCCACUACUGUCUGGACGUGGACCUAGUAGUCCUAGUCCUACAGUACACAGUGUGACGGACAGUACGAGAGUGUAGUGAGAGGAUAUAUCAUCAGUCAGGUGUAGACACACGUUGUGCUGGUCCCUGGAGUCAGUAUCAGUCAGUGAUAAGGCCGCCCCUCCACUACUGUCUGGACGUGGACCUAGUAGUCGUAGUCCUACAGUACACAGUGUGACGGACAGUACGAGAGUGUAGUGAGAGGAUAUAUCAUCAGUCAGGUGUAGACACAUGGUGUGCUGGUCCCUGGAGUCAGUAUCAGUCAGUGAUAAGGCCGCCCCUCCACUACUGUCUGGACGUGGACCUAGUAGUCCUAGUCCUACAGUACACAGUGUGACGGACAGUACGAGAGUGUAGUGAGUGGAUAUAUCAUCAGUUAGCUGUAGAGACUUAUCAAGAUCGGCGUUUAUUCGCCGGAACUAUUUCUCAUAUCUACAUAAAAGAUGGCGGGCCGGUUCAACGUGGCCAAAGCCAUGCAGAAGGGUGGGAUAGACAACCCUGCUCUGGACAUGGGUUCAGGACUGACACUGCACCAAGAAGGAGAUGUGCAGUACGGCAGCCAGAGUGACUUGACCAACAGUUUCUGUCAUCUCACCAUGGAGGCGCUUCCCAGAGCCGACUACUACAAGAACAACAAGGACGCCAUGAAGAGACCUUCACUAGGAGAGCUGCACGGCGAACCGAGAACCAUUGAUAUUAACUUAGAGAACGGCGAGGGCAAGACGAUUCCUCCAGAGGACCCAGAGCACUCUGGGAUGAAGCUCGGGUGGAUUGUUGGUGUGUUGAUCCCCUGCCUCCUGAACAUCUGGGGAGUGAUGUUGUUCCUCCGACUCUCCUGGGUGGUCGGCCAGGCGGGGAUCCUGGAGUCCCUGCUGAUCAUCCUAGCCUCGGCCACGGUCUGUGUGUUGACCACCCUGUCCAUGUCGGCCAUCUGUACUAACGGCGAGGUCAAAGGAGGAGGUAUAUACUACAUCAUCUCGCGGUCGUUGGGACCGGAGUUCGGAGCGUCAGUCGGGGUCAUCUUCGCCUUCGCCAACGCCGUGGCAGCCUCCAUGAACACCAUAGGUUUCUGCGAUUCCCUGAACGAUCUGUUGCGCAACUACGACCUCAAGAUUGUCGACGGAGGUCUCACUGACGUGAGGAUUGUGGGUACAAUCGCUCUACUUAUCAUGAUCAUCAUAUGUGCUGUUGGAAUGGAGUGGGAAUCAAAGGCCCAGAACUUCUUGAUCGUCGUUAUUGUGGCGGCAAUCAUCGACUUUUUGGUGGGAACUCUCAUAGGUCCAAAUGACGACAUAUCAAGAGCCCGAGGAUUUACUGGGUUCAACACAACCGUGUUUAUGGAGAAUUGGGGCUCGAGCUACAGAUACUCAGAGAAUGUCAAUCAGAAUAUGUUCACAGUUUUUGCAAUCUUCUUCCCAUCUGUGACGGGUAUUCAGGCCGGAGCCAACAUAUCAGGAGAUCUCAAGGACCCCGCCGACGCCAUUCCUAAAGGCACGCUGCUUGCCCUACUCAUCUCUAUGAUCUCCUAUGCGUUGUUUGUGCUGUUUGCUGGAGGUGCUUCCCUGAGGGAUGCCACUGGUGAUCUUGCUCAAUAUUACGCGGGAAACUACACCAGCUGUGCGCCGGGAGAGUGCCAGUGGGGGCUGCACAACAACUACUCAAUGAUGCAGCUGAUGUCAGUCUGGGGGCUGCUCAUUUACGCGGGAUGUUUUGCCGCCACUUUAUCAACCGCCUUGACUAACCUACUCUCUGUACCAAGGCUAAUACAAGCUUUAGGUAUAGACCGUAUCUACCCUGGCCUCAUCUUCUUUUCCAAAGGCUAUGGAAAGCACGGCGAACCCUACCGUGGCUAUGUUCUGACCUUCAUAAUAUCUGCUGCAUUCGUUCUAAUUGCUGAGAUCAACGUGAUUGCUCCGUUGAUAUCCAACUUCUACUUGGCGUCCUAUGCUCUCAUCAACUUCUGCACCUUCCACGCUGCUCUGGUCAGGCCGCUGGGCUGGAGGCCUACCUUCAGGUACUACAACAAAUGGCUCAGUCUUGCUGCGUUUUUCCUCUGCAUUAUCAUCAUGUUUCUGCUGGAUUGGAUGAGUUCAAUCAUCACCUUCGUUGUAUUUUUUGUGCUCUACCUCGUCGUCAUUUACCGGAAUCCAAAUGUAAACUGGGGAUCGUCCACGCAAGCACAGACGUACAAGCGAGCGCUUAUGACGAUGCACAAACUGUUCAACCAGUCCGAACAUGUGAAAAACUACCAACCUCAGAUACUUCUACUGGUUGGUCAACCUCAAGCUCGUCCUCCGCUGGUAGACUUGGCCAACCUCAUUACCAGAAACAACUCUCUUCUGAUAUGCGCAGACAUCUACAAGCAAAGGCUGACCUACCGCCAGCGCAUGGCGCUGCAGAAGCAAGGCCAAGCAUGGCUGGGUAUCAGGAAGGUGAAGGGGUUCUUCACAGUGACAGACGGGUACAAGUUUGAGGUGGCUGCUAGAGGACUGAUGCAAUGCUCAGGCGUAGGCAGACUGAAGCCUAAUGUACUCAUGAUGGGAUACAAGAGUGAUUGGUUGUCAUGUCAUGUGGACGAUCUGCAGACCUACUUCAACAUCAUGCAUGACGCGUUUGAGAACCGGCUGGCGGUGACGAUCCUCCGCCUGCCAGAAGGGCUUGACUUCUCCAAGCCGAUGGAUCUGUCCCAGGUACCUGAGGAACUCUCAGCAUCCAUGGGUGACCUGAGUACAGGGACGACCUCCGGCAACGGUGUAGGGAUGGUGCAUAACGACUCCAACCUCUCCUAUAUCCUGCCUAGUGUGCUAUCUCAAACUUCACUCACUAUACCAGGUUCCAAACCAACAACAGAUCGGCCCAGUGCAAUGAACCCCUGGGAAAACAAUCCAUCGUCAGCUCUGAAACAGAAGAAAAAGAAAAUUGCCUCACAAAUUCUACAUCAAUACGAGGGAGGUCAGGAGAUAAGCAAGUCUGUUCUAGACAACAUGAUGACGUUCACCAAGAAACAGAAGGGAGGAGUGAUCGACGUAUGGUGGCUAUACGAUGAUGGGGGUCUUACAAUUCUACUGCCAUACAUCCUAAGUACGAGGUCAAUGUGGUCCAACUGCAAACUAAGAGUUUUCGCUCUCGCCAACAGAACACAUGAACUGAAAUCUGAAGAACAAGGGAUGGCAAAUCUCCUGGCAAAGUUCAGGAUCAACUACACAAGUUUGACAAUGAUCCACGAUAUUUCUGAGCCACCAAGGCAAGGGACAAUCACCUUCUUUGAAAAUCUCAUUUCUGGCUUCAGAGAGUCCAAUAAGAAUAAUACAGAGUGUGUGGUGACGGAUGACGAAUACAGAAGCCUUCGAGAGAAAACUUAUAGACAACUUAGACUUCGAGAACUUCUUCAACAGCACUCUCGAGACUCAACACUAGUUGUCAUGUCUCUGCCUAUGCCCAGGAAAGGGCUGGUGUCUGCUCCUCUGUACAUGGCUUGGCUGGAAGCGAUAACAAACAACAUGCCUCCCUUCCUUCUGGUCCGAGGGAACCAAACUUCUGUCCUUACGUUUUACUCAUAGUCUAGUAUUUAUGUAGUAUUGUUUUGUCUUUUUGUAAUUUAAGUAUUAAGUAGUCCUGAACAAGUAUUUAUCAGAUAAUUUAACAUAGUGUCUCCUUAAACAUCUUGAAUUUUGUUUAUCUUAUAUCUUACAACGAUGAAUGUUUAAAUCUGAUAAACAAACGAACAAACAGGGUAAAGUUCACUCCAAGUUUUUAAUUUUCAAUACAGGAUUUUUCAUUUAUUUCCAUUGAUAUUAUUAAUUUACUUUUCAAUAUUUACAAAUACUAUUUAUUAGCUUGAUAUUUAACUUGCAGGUUUUCCUGUUUCUGUUUUAUUAAUUUAAUUUAACGAUUUUAUGUAAAGAAGUUCAAUACAAAAACGAUUGUUUUGAGGUUGUUGCCUGGAUAAGGUUUUGUUAAGUUUUUAAAUUUGUAAACAAGAAUGUAAAUUUAUAAGAUCAUUGUGUUUAGUAUAAAAGGCCUGGCCUGUUUAAUAGUUAAGAUGUGUUUAAAUAACUAUUUUAUCCAUACAGCUAGCGAGAAUCAUAAUUAACAGUUAUUUACAUACCUUUAUUGUUGACAAGCUAAAAUUAAAAGGUUAUUAUCUUAAGAAACCAUCAUUUUCUCUCAAGAACCUUAACUUUGAAUUUGACUUAACUUUACAAAAUAAAACUAUAACAUAGUUAGUAGAUAAGUUUUUAGUUAAAACAAGUGAAUCUAUGGAUUAUAUCAAAGAUACGCAAUUAAUGUUCAAAGUUGAUAAGUAGGUAAAGUCGAAAUUCUAGUAAUUUUAUGUUGAACUUAACAAAUUUAAGUUUAAUAAAAAAAUACUUUUGAAAAAUUAGUUAUAGUGCAAAUAUAAUCAUCAUGGAACUAUUUGCUAUGGAUGAACAACAUAAUAAAUUAAAUUAUGACUUUGGCAGCUAAAAUCGAAUAAAAUAUGGCUGUGACCUUAUGUAGUAUAAAAUAGAUGUAUUCGUAGGCAAGAUUUUUAAAAAGAUGUGUUAUAUUAAAUUGAAUUUAUAUCAAAUA